UGCUUUUCCGAUCAACUCAUUUCACAACUUUUUAGUCAUUAGUAUCUAAUAUUUAUUUUAUUUUUCUUUCAGGACAUAUUUCCAUUUGAAAGAAGAUUUUCUGCAGAGGAUACUGCAAAUCUGCUGUGUUUGGGUAGAGAGAUUUAUCAACCAAUGUUUUCAGAAUGAGAAAAUAAAAUUGCAAAAUUUAACUGAGAGAAUGUAUCAGAAAGGGAGCAAAUGUUACAAAUGUGAUAUUUGUGGUAAAGUACUUACUACAAAAUCUAAUUUAGCUAUUCAUAGGCGCACUCAUACAGAGGAAAAGCCAUACCGCUGUGAAGUAUGUGAGAGGGCAUUCUCUGUAAAAGGAAAUUUAACAGAACACAAACGUACACAUACCGGAGAGAAACCAUUUCACUGUGAAAUAUGUGGAAAAUCAUUUUCUAGUAAAGGUUAUAUAAAGAUACACAAACGUGUUCACACUGGAGAGAGACCAUAUCACUGUGAGGUUUGUGGAAAAGACUUUUCUGAGAGGUGCAGCUUAAAGAAACACAAUCAUGUUCAUACUGGGGAGAAGCCACAUCAGUGUGAAAUCUGUGGCAAAGCAUUUUCUGUAACUGCUAGUUUAAAAAGACACAGUCUUAUUCACACAGGAGAGAAAUCAUAUCGCUGUUUACCCCGUUAGUGUUCAGAUUAUUCUGCCAAAAUUAAUCCUUUUUUAUCCACAUUGUUU
Octopus sinensis (East Asian common octopus) is the source of this 712-nucleotide messenger RNA. RefSeq names its product zinc finger protein 239-like. The record is from RefSeq and is a predicted model, not a curated record. Gene Ontology annotation, cellular component: nucleus. The coding region runs from base 200 to 664 and encodes 154 amino acids. NCBI's taxonomy places the organism in Eukaryota, Metazoa, Mollusca, Cephalopoda, Octopoda, Octopodidae. The transcript has 3 exons.